CGACGGCGAAUCCAAACCAUUCGGCCUCGCAGCUCCACAAGCCUACCAUGCCGUCGCCCUCGCUCCGGCUCGCCGUCGUUGGCGCAGGCGCGGCGGGCCUUGUGGCGGCGCGGGAGCUCCGCCGCGAGGGCCACGCCCCCGUCGUCUUCGAGCGCGCCGCCGCCGUGGGCGGCACCUGGCUCUACGCAUCCCCAUCGCACGCCGACCCGCUCGGUGCCGCCGCCACCCACUCCAGCCUCUACGCCUCGCUCCGCACCAACCUCCCUCGCGAGGUCAUGGGAUUCCUCGACUUCCCCUUCACCGCGCCCAAGCUCAGCUCCCCGGCCGCCGCCAUCGACGCACGCAGGUUCCCCGGCCACCGAGAGGUGCUCCGGUACCUCGAGGACUUCGCGAGGCGAUUCGAUCUGUGCGAUCUCGUCCGGUUCGAGACGGAGGUGGUUGGAGUCCGGAGGGAGGCCAGCGGGAGGUGGGCGGUGACGUCGAAAAAGCUCGGGGAGAAGGGGGAGCUGGACGAGGAGAUUUAUGAUGCCGUCGUGGUUUGCAAUGGACACUACACAGAGCCUCGCGUCGCCUCCAUACCAGGGGCAGAUACCUGGCCUGGAAAGCAGUUGCAUAGCCACAGUUACCGUGUGCCUGAGCCAUUCGUUGAUCAGGUAGUGAUCGUAAUCGGGGCCUCAGCAAGUGCGGUUGACAUUUCGAGGGACAUUGCAAGCGUUGCGAAGGAGGUCCACAUUGCCGAUAGAUCAGCACCGGCUUCCACUUGUGAGCUGCAGCCUGGAUAUAAUAAUAUGUGGCUUCAUUCCAUGACCGACCGUGCUCAGGAAGAUGGCUGUGUGGUGUUCCGGGAUGGCAGCACAAUCAAAGUGGAUGUCAUCAUGCAUUGCACUGGCUACCUGUAUGACUUCCCGUUCCUUGGGGAUGAUAGCACCAUCACUGUGGAGGACAACUGUGUCGAUCCGCUAUACAAGCAUGUUUUCCCUAUAGAAGUGGCCCCUGACCUGUCCUUCAUCGGAUUGCCAUGGAAGAUUAUCCCUUUUCCACUGUUUGAACUACAAAGCAAGUGGGUGGCCGGUGUUCUGUCAGGACGGAUCAAUCUCCCGUCCAAAUCCGAAAUGAUGGAGGAUGUGAAAGCCAUCUACUUGAGACGAGAAGCUCAUGGAUGGCCCAAGAGAUACACCCACAAUUUUAGUGGUGACUAUCAGUUUGAGUACGAUGACUGGCUCGCGGAGCAAUGUGGCCAUCCACCUAUUGAAGAAUGGAGGAAGAUGAUGUAUGCUGCUAAUGCGAGGAACAAGGCAGCUCGCCCGGAGAAUUACCGCGACGAGUGGGACGAUGAUCAUCUGGUGGCACAAGCAAAUGAAGACUUCAGGAAACAUUUGUAAAGCAAAAGCGCGCGCGCGCGCGCGCGCGCCCCCCCCCCCCCCCCCCCCCACAGAUAUAUAUAUAUAUAUAUAUUAUGAUUGUGAUUCUCCUCAGUGAUAUCAGUACAACCAGCCAAAGUGCAAAGAUAGGCCGCAUCCCUGGCCUAACAAUCAUGGAUUUACUGUCAUAUAUCGUCACAGGAUUGAGACGACAGACGCCUCUGUAAACUGGAGUAUGAUUUUGCAGAAUUGGUAAACACAAGUAAAAGUAAAAGUAA
This is a messenger RNA of Brachypodium distachyon (stiff brome), 1639 nucleotides long. Its product is annotated as flavin-containing monooxygenase FMO GS-OX-like 4. Lineage: Eukaryota; Viridiplantae; Streptophyta; Magnoliopsida; Poales; Poaceae. Gene Ontology annotation, molecular function: N,N-dimethylaniline monooxygenase activity; NADP binding; flavin adenine dinucleotide binding. The record is from RefSeq and is a predicted model, not a curated record. The transcript is spliced from 7 exons. Bases 48 to 1382 code for a protein of 444 amino acids.